Messenger RNA from Pelmatolapia mariae (spotted tilapia), 1747 nucleotides. Its product is annotated as inositol monophosphatase 1-like. The record is from RefSeq and is a predicted model, not a curated record. Gene Ontology annotation, molecular function: inositol monophosphate 1-phosphatase activity. The coding region runs from base 815 to 1687 and encodes 290 amino acids. Lineage: Eukaryota; Metazoa; Chordata; Actinopteri; Cichliformes; Cichlidae. Gene Ontology annotation, biological process: phosphatidylinositol phosphate biosynthetic process; signal transduction; inositol metabolic process. The transcript has 9 exons.
CUGACAUCAUUUGAUGACUGGAUCUCAGUCUGCCAUCACAUGUGAGCAUGAAAUGUAAUCAGAUUACAAUUAGGCUGUCUGCUUUUAAAGCGGAAACUAUAUUUAUGCCAGCUGCAGCAGAGCUUGUGCUUCAAACUCAGUCAUGUGACAGGGCUGUCAGUGUUUAGCCCCUCCCUUCAAUGACGCCUCUUUAUACCUGAAGGUAAAAAAACCUUUCAGAUAGGACUCAGAGGUCCUACAGAAAGUCCUUCCUCCAGCUGUCAUAAACACUACACUACCCAUAAUCCUCAGAGUUCACACUCAGGUAAUUCUCCCUAAACAGUCUGAAUGGCCCAGAGGCAGCCCUCUGUAAUCUGCUGCUAUGGCACCAGCCCUGAAGCACAGACAUGAAGAGAAAUGCACUCUGGGAGUCGUAGGCUGAACCUCCAGAGUCUGUCUGCUCAAGUUCCAGUGGCCCCAAGCUUCUCACACACACAGCGUGCUGUACUCUGUGUUCCUGAUGCUAAUUCUGAGCACGCUCACAUGGAGUGUUAGUGGAUGAGGUUGAUAUGAAGGGGAGGAGCCUGGUGCUCCUAGCAGAGCUAGCAUUGGUCAGCUGUACUGCAGGUGGUGGGAGGUGAGCUCUGAUUGGCUGUUUGUAGCAUAAAACAGGAAAAAGCUGAGGUGUUUGCAACAGUUUUCUUCUUCUUCAUGUCACAGGUGUGAACGCUGCUCUUGCUGCUCCUGCUCCUCCUGCUCCUCCUGCUCCUCCUGCUGCUCCUGCUGCUCCUGCUCGUCUGUUGCUCCUCCUCCUCGCCAACACCGCUCGCUCACCAUGGCCGACUGGACCCACUGUCUGCACUUCGGCAUCUCUGUUGCUAAACAGGCCAGUAAGGUGGUGCUGACAGCGUUCCAACAGGAGAAGGAAGUGAAGCUCAAAAGCUCUCCGGCUGAUCUGGUGACAGAAACGGACCAACGAGUUGAGAUGAUCAUCUCAUCUGCCAUCAGGAGCCAGUAUCCUCAGCACAGGUUCAUCGGGGAGGAGUCUGUGGCUGCAGGUGAGCGUGUAGAGCUGACCGACUGCCCCACCUGGAUCAUCGACCCCAUUGAUGGGACCGUGAACUUUGUCCACAGGUUCCCGUUUGUUGCCAUCUCCAUCGCCUUCACUGUCAGCAAGCAGACGGAGUUCGGGAUCGUGUACAGCUGUGUUGAUGACAAACUGUUCCACGCUCAAAGAGGAAGAGGAGCGUUCCUGAACGGAGAGCCGCUGCACGUCUCUGGACAGGAAGAUAUCAGCCAGUGUGUGGUGGUGACAGAGAUCGGGGCAGAGCGUGAUGACCUCGCCUUGUCCACCGUGACAUCCAACAUCUUCAGACUGCUGAAGCUUCCUGUGCACGGAGUGCGUGCACUGGGCACAGCAGCGGUUGACAUGUGUCAGGUGGCGACAGGCGGUGCCGACGCCUACUAUCACAUCGGGAUGCACUGCUGGGACAUCGCCGCCUCCGCCAUCAUUGUCCGGGAAGCUGGAGGAGUUGUCAAAGAUACGGACGGCUCAGAGUUUGACAUGAUGUCCCGAAGAGUCAUCGCCGCCAGUUCCGCCGCCGUAGCCAGUCGCAUCGCUCAGGUGAUCCGGCCGUUCCCCUGUAGCCGUGACGAUGAUGACCAACACAGGUGUGUGUGUGGGGCGACCGGUGUGAACAGACUGUAGGUCAGCUGACAGGAAGUGUGCUGCUGCAGACGAUAACAUAUUGAAAGUGAUUAGUGACAC